AUACCAUGACCGGGAUGAAUGAAAAUCUUCAUAGUCAGAAUUCUCAGUGGUUCUCAGAUCUAAACAAGAUUAUUUAUGAGGCUACGUGUAAUUAUAAUAUUAAUGGUUCUAAUCAGUCUAACUACUUGCCUGGUUGUCAGGGUCACUGAGCUUAGCAACCCUAUAAACAGCUGCCUUUGGAUCAGGGUGCUGUGUGCUUGUAUGUUCUCCCUGCGUGGGUUCCCUUCCUGGCUCCAAAUACAUACAGGCAGGGUUCAUGGUUUCGUAUGAAGGCUCCCCUUGUGCCUAUGAGAAUUAGGAAAGUGUGAGAGUCAGUGGGAGAGGAAGGGAAGAAUGAAACAAUCACUGUAGGGCGCUGCUGCUUUAGAAAUAAAGGAGAAUAAACCACAAAGGUUCCUGCGUGUGCAACAAAUGAGUCAGUUCAGUUACAAUGUAUCACAAGCUCAUUCAUGCACAAAGGAAGCCCCGUCCAAUUGGAAUUGGUGCUGAAUGGGUACCAAGCAGGUUACCUGUGUGCCGGCAACAUGCAGUACUUACCUCUGUAGCUCCGGAGAGGUUAACGUGACAGUUGCAGGGAAGGGCUGUUGCAUGUGACAGUUAACAGGCAAACCAAUGAGAGGUAGCAGCCAACUGGUGGGCUUGGCUAGGGAACGGGAGAGAAGGAACAAGAGACAGAGAGAGAGAGAGAGGCGAGUGCAGCUCCUAGCCCCUGGCACAAUGAUCCUGAGGAGCUCAAUGUGGAGGAACUGAAGGAUCACUUACCACCGAGGGAUCCAUUCGGCUCAUCCUGGGGGGAGGGAGGAGACAACCCCGCAGCUCGUUUUUACCCCAUAGGAAGCUAUCCAUUCCAGGAGGCAGAAUUGGGGGGCUGAAGGUUGCCCACCAAAGCCAAAGGAUGGACACAUCCGGUCACUUCCAUGAUUCUGGGGUUGGGGACAUGGAAGAGGACCCCAGGUGCCAUUGCCCACUUACUGGGGAGGACCACCAGCAGCAUCCGCUGAGCCAGCUGCAGAGUCAGACUUACCAGCCCAGCCUGUUGCACUGCUCUCCAGCUGCUUGCAGGGCACCUCCUUCCAACAACUCCAGCGCUCUCCACCCUUCCUCCAGGCAGGGCAGUCAGCUCAAUUUAAAUGACCACUUGGUUGGACACUCUCCAAGUUCGGCGUCUACAAGUGGGGCAGGAUGCAAGCACAGACAAGCCAGUCCUCUGGUCCACAGGAGAGACAGCAACCCCUUCACCGAAAUAGCCAUGAGCUCUUGUAAAUACACCGGCGGGGUCAUGAAACCCCUCAGCCGACUAAGUGCCUCCAGAAGGAACCUGAUCGAGUCCGAGCCCGAAAGCCAACCUCUUCAGCUCUUCAACUCCACCAACCCCCCGGAGAUAGUGAUCUCUUCCAAGGAUGAGCACCUCUCCAACCAGACCUUGCACCACCCCAAUCACCAACACUCAGGCAGCAACAGCACCAAUAACCACCCCAAAGCCAACAAGAGGAAAAACCAGAACAUCGGAUACAAGUUGGGACACCGGCGGGCGCUUUUCGAGAAGAGGAAACGGCUCAGUGACUACGCUCUCAUUUUUGGGAUGUUUGGAAUUGUGGUUAUGGUUAUUGAGACAGAACUCUCAUGGGGGUUAUACGAAAAGAAUUCCAUGUUUUCCCUGGCCUUGAAAUGCCUUAUAAGUUUAUCGUCAAUUAUCCUUUUGGGACUGAUCAUCGCAUAUCACGCACGGGAAGUGCAGCUUUUUAUCAUUGACAACGGUGCUGAUGAUUGGAGGAUAGCGAUGACCUAUGAGAGGAUCUUUUACAUCAGCUUGGAGCUGGUCAUCUGUGCCAUCCACCCCAUCCCCGGAGAAUACAAAUUCUUCUGGAAUGCUCGCUUGUCCUUCUCCUACACACCAUCCCAGGCGGAGGCAGACGUGGACAUUAUCCUCUCCAUCCCAAUGUUUCUGAGACUUUAUUUAAUUGCCAGAGUCAUGUUACUGCACAGCAAGCUCUUCACGGACGCCUCGUCCCGGAGCAUCGGGGCCCUAAACAAGAUCAACUUCAACACCCGCUUUGUCAUGAAGACUCUAAUGACCAUUUGUCCAGGGACUGUUCUAUUGGUCUUCAGCAUAUCUCUGUGGAUCAUUGCAGCUUGGACAGUCAGGGUUUGUGAAAGGUACCACGACCAACAAGAUGUAACAAGCAACUUCCUUGGCGCUAUGUGGCUGAUAUCCAUCACUUUCCUUUCCAUCGGGUACGGCGACAUGGUCCCAAACACUUACUGCGGGAAAGGAGUUUGCUUACUCACUGGCAUCAUGGGAGCCGGCUGUACAGCGCUGGUUGUUGCUGUGGUCGCUAGGAAACUGGAGCUCACCAAAGCGGAGAAACACGUACAUAACUUCAUGAUGGACACGCAACUGACCAAGCGGAUUAAGAAUGCAGCAGCAAACGUUCUGCGGGAAACCUGGCUCAUAUACAAGCACACUAAGCUAUUAAAGAAGAUUGACCAUGCCAAAGUCCGGAAGCACCAGAGAAAGUUCCUUCAAGCAAUCCACCAGCUGCGCAGUGUGAAGAUGGAGCAGAGGAAGCUGAGCGACCAGGCCAAUACGCUAGUGGACCUCUCCAAGAUGCAGAGUGUAAUGUACGACCUUAUUACGGAGCUGAAUGACCGGAGCGAAGAUCUGGAGAAGCAAAUCGGGAGCCUGGAGACCAAGCUGGACCAGAUCGUCUCCACGUUUAACACUCUCCCUGUCCUUAUUGUGGACGUUCUGCGACAGCAGCAACAGCACCUCCUAUCUGUCAUCCUCGAAUCAAGAGGACUCGGAGUUGCAGUGGGCACACCACAGACCCCUCUAUCGGACAGUCCAAUGGGAAUCAGUUCGGCUUCAUUUCCAACGCCGCACACCAGCUCCAGCAGCUGCUGAGAGGGAAGAUGUUAGGAGCUGGGAUAGUGGACAACCAAGCAGUGUGCUCUCUCCAUGAAUAAUUAGAAGGGGGUCAGCUUUGAAAAAAUUUUGGCCUGGUAACCAUCACGCAAUGUCAGCUAACUAAGGACACCUCGCAUUGUUGGAAACCCAGUAGCUGAUGAGCGGUGGAACUGUUACUAACUCAGAAGUAAAUAUGAAGAGAGCGGCCUGACCAUUCACUGACAAGUUGCCUGCAAAGCUUUGCUGAGCAGAAACAAAAAUGGGCUCUUUUAUCAAUUGUCCUGUUCUAACAUCCCCAGUCCUUCAUUCCUAUGACCCUCGCCAUUACUAUCAACAACAGCAGCAUCUUUUUGACAUGAAAGUUACUUUAGUUUUUUAAAGGGAUACUAUCAUUCCCCUCAAAAAAAUCUAUACCUGAAAACAAUGCCAGUCACUUUUAUGUGUAAGCCACUUUUUCUGUUUCAUCCAGUCUCUUUUCAGUUAUCAGAUUGUGGCUGUCUGUACAGAACAUCAGUCCUGGAAGUGGUCCUUAUGGACACGCCCACUUUCCUUGUCUAAACAUAUCAAGAAACAGGACUCUUGGACCCUUUAUUGGAUUCAGCUGAGCUAAAAUCCCAGGGCUGGAAUUUAACAGAGGCCUAUCUGGAAGCAGAAAAAGUGGCUAUGCCUUCUUCAAUGAAGAUCCAAAUUUAUUCAUGAAUUAUUUUCAAGCAAACCCUUUUUUUAUUUUGCUGAAAGUAUGACUUUAAAGAAGUGCCAGUACAAUGAGAAUCCUUCGCUUUGCAAUUAUGGUGCUCUUAGUGGUGAGGACAGGGAAGUACAGAUUCAAACAAAUGAGGUAAGUUAAAUAAAAAAUACACAGAGAAAGAUUUACAGCAGUAAAAAUAACCAAAAUGUGCCACCUUUACGGCUCUAAAUAGGCAAAGUUUAGUGUGUGUCUGUGCCUAGGCAAGUAUAAAGGUUGGAAGCUGUAGUAGAUGGAGACGGUAGAAUGAUUGAUUUUUACUAGAUCAGGCUUACAGGGUAUUUUAGUCAUAGAACUCACAAAUUUAGUUCAUGAAGUUAUACAGUGUUUUGGUAACAAUGAACUGGAUGGCUCCAAGUUGCCUAAUUCCAGAAUGAUGUGUGAAUGCUCAGAGAGUACCAUGUAAGAACCAGGGGUAUCAGUUAGGAGCUAUAAAGAAGUAUCGUACACAAUCUUAUAUAACAUUUCUCACAAAGCUGGGAACAUUUCAGAACUAGGUAGAUUAAUGACCUGAACUGGUGCCUUAUUGGUGAAUAGCAAAACUGGAAUCCUCUUUGGUGAUCACCGUCACGGAUGAAGUGGCUGAAUUUGGCAACCACCAUCUUUUCUGUGAGACUCUGAAGAUUGGUAUGGCUAAGCAGGUGAGGCUGCAGUAGUUCAGGAGGGAGGCAAGUGCACGCACCCUAUGUUGGUAUCGUUUAGUUGACUCAUAACAUCCCCUCCAGAAAUUAUACAAGGAGCAUUUUCCCCACCAACCAAUUGUCUGCGCAUGAUUCCUCUAAGAUACAGUUAGGGUCAGGACACACGCUCAGAUUCGGGGAGAUUAGUCGCCUGGUGACAAAUCUCCUCUUCUUUUGCGUGACAAAUCUCCCCGAACUGGC
This is a messenger RNA of Xenopus laevis (African clawed frog), 4534 nucleotides long. It is a transcript of the gene kcnn3.L, whose product is annotated as potassium calcium-activated channel subfamily N member 3 L homeolog. Gene Ontology annotation, biological process: potassium ion transport. The record is from RefSeq and is a predicted model, not a curated record. Lineage: Eukaryota; Metazoa; Chordata; Amphibia; Anura; Pipidae. The transcript has 8 exons. Gene Ontology annotation, molecular function: calmodulin binding; small conductance calcium-activated potassium channel activity; calcium-activated potassium channel activity. Bases 896 to 2905 code for a protein of 669 amino acids. Gene Ontology annotation, cellular component: Z disc; membrane.